Hypoxylon trugodes is the source of this 2161-nucleotide messenger RNA. Its product is annotated as TAFII55 protein conserved region-domain-containing protein. Gene Ontology annotation, molecular function: RNA polymerase II general transcription initiation factor activity. Gene Ontology annotation, biological process: transcription initiation at RNA polymerase II promoter; RNA polymerase II preinitiation complex assembly. Gene Ontology annotation, cellular component: transcription factor TFIID complex. The coding region runs from base 299 to 1876 and encodes 525 amino acids. Lineage: Eukaryota; Fungi; Ascomycota; Sordariomycetes; Xylariales; Hypoxylaceae. The record is from RefSeq and is a predicted model, not a curated record. The transcript has a single exon.
UCCUAGACCUCUGUCUGAUCUUGUCAACUUUAAUACCUUCACGCUUCCAAUUGUCUGCGAAAGUUCUAAAAUCGUACCGACUGAACUUACUCAUAGUGGCCUAUUUGGAAUGAUUUUGACUUCAAUUGAGCAACUUUAAUUUCAAUAGAGAAGCGCCUUGACCUCUUUUGAGAGGUCACCGAGCAUCUCUUCGUCCCUUCGUCCUUUUUAUUCGUCCCCCACCGCGUUCUUUUCUCCUACACUUUCACUCACCAUCCUUACUCACCAUUCAACCACUGAUCUUCGAGUCUUUUUCACCAUGUCAUCAAUCAACGUCAAGCCGACGCUCAAAAUCGACACGGCUCAAAGUAUGCCGCCGCCAUCGGAGAAUCCGCGACCAAUUCUUAAGUUGAAUACUGGAUCGCGACAAUCUUCCUUUAGCGGCGACGUCGGAACACCUACACCCUCCGGAGAGAAUCGCAAGAUUAAAAUCAAGCUUAGCAGCCAACCUAGCACACCGGCUCCGGCGUCUGCUGCCCCGACCCCUGGAGGCACCAAGUCUAAAGCCGGUAGAAUGUCGAAACCAACAGCCAAAGUAAUCGAAUCGAAGAAGCGCCACUACGACAGCGAUGAAGACCAACCCUUAUCAGUCUCUCGCCAGGAAUCGAAGCGACCUAGCAAAGCCAUAAAGCUCAAGACUCCAGGCACACCCAUCGGCCCGCAUAAGAAUCCGGGUACACCUAUUAGCUCUAUUAAGUUUAAGCCGAGAGGUGAGCCUAUUGAGCACUUACCUGGCGAGGCGUACGAUUCCGAGGCGAGCGACCGAGAGACCGACCCUGUCCGCGAACACACUUUCAUUUUACGCGUUAUGCCCGGCGAACCAACGGAAUUCCUUAGGAAGGCAUUGGCCGACGGUAUCGUUGGCCUUACUAAACAGAACGGAGGUGCGGAUUUUGGCGUCCAAUUUCUCGACUCGAAGCAACGUCGCGCAAUGGUAACUAUUGAUGGUCGUCACUACGCAGCUGUUCUCGUUCAUCUACCCACUAUUACCGAAGCAAUGAAGACCUGGGACCGUAAAAAUAUGAUGAAAAACUCCGAUGUUUCUGAGAUGCUUCUUUGUUUCGCAGAGGUUAAAAAUGAGAACGAGGCAAAGACAAUCGCACUUCCGCACAUGGUCACCAAGGACGACUUCAAGUGGCCCCAUGGUCUUACCCCCCCGAUGCAUGACGCUGUUCAUCGACGCUUUAGAAAGACGAUUUCAGAGAAGCAAUGGCAAAGCAGCGCGGCACAGGUCACGAAGCUACUUGAAGAUGAUGCGGCUGCGCUUGAAUCAACCGUUGAUUUCCUACAAGACGAGGACGGCUUUGCAGAUACUGAGGAGGAAGAGGAAGACGCUGAAGGUGAAGCCGAUGAUUACUUUGGAGAUCAGAUGGAUGCCCAGGUGGAGGAUGUGGAGGAUGCCGAGGAUGAUGCCGAGGUAUUGGCUGCCAUGGAGGCAGAGCUCGCUGAGGAAGGACCGCAACAGGAGGAAUCUGUCGCUGCCGCCACGCCGGCUGUGCAGACGGAGGCACCAACCCCUAUGGCUGUUGAUGCCAAUACCCCCGCGCCUGCAGCGGAAGAGGUCGUGUCCGAAGAAGAUGAGGAUGAGGAAGAGGAAGAUGACGACGAUGACGAGGAAGAGGAGGAUGUUGACGAGGAACAACUCGUGGCCGAGCGAGAACGUAAAGAGAAGCUUGAUGAGAUCGAGCAUCUUCAACGAUCACUUGACGAUACCCUUCGUCAAAUGUCUGAGGUUACAGCACCUAUCCUAAAGAAACGUAUAAUCAGUACGAAGGAGAACUUAGAGAAGGAGAUUGCGGUCAAGAAAGCCGCAUUGGGUUUGGUUGAUGAGGAUUAAGGACGCAUCCACAUAGCGUGAGACAGGAAUCAAGGGGCACAAGUCAUAAGCGGAAAUCAUACCGGCCUUGGAGUUUGGAGUUUGCUUUUGCAACUAUUACGGCAUUUUUAUCGCGCCUCCCUCGCGAAAACUGCGAGCGGUAUGGAGGCCGUUGGACGAGGAUUGGUGAUGAUACCCCAAUAGAAUAUAGCGAGACUUGAAAAUAAAUUGCUGAAAAAUGAUGUUAUCUGUUGGUUAUUGCGUUUAUGCAGAUUAAUGAUGAUAUUUACGGCUUUUAAUGUGAUA